UUCGGGUCGACUGUUCGGUGGACCCGUAUGAGAACUGAAAGUUCCUUUACCUUUCGAGUUUCUGCACAGGGCAUAAAAUUCUCUCUCUCUCUCUCUGCUUUCCUCCGAGAUCUUGUUCAACAGUUUGACUCUGAGAGGCCGUGAGCAUCAAAGAGAGAAAUCACCCAAAUGGCAAGACAAGCAAGUAGAAUCAUUAAAUCUCUGUCCUCUACGAUUUGCCCUCGCGAUCCCCAUAUAUCUCCAUUCACUUCAUCAUCGUCUUCUUCUGCAUAUUCUCUGUUGCAGUCUCGCUCCUUCGCAGCAGCUUCUCCGCCUCCGCCGGCGGUCUUUGUGGACAAGAACACCCGGGUCAUUUGCCAAGGCAUCACCGGCAAGAACGGCACUUUCCACACUGAACAAGCUAUUGAAUAUGGCACCAAAAUGGUUGGUGGAGUGACACCUAAGAAGGGUGGGACGGAACACUUGGGACUUCCUGUUUUCAACACAGUUGCAGAAGCAAAGGCUGAAACGAAGGCUAAUGCGUCAGUGAUCUAUGUUCCUCCACCUUUUGCUGCUGCAGCUAUUAUGGAAGCCAUGGAAGCAGAAUUGGAUCUGGUUGUGUGCAUCACAGAAGGAAUCCCUCAACAUGACAUGGUUCGUGUGAAGGCUGCACUAAACAAGCAAUCCAAAACUAGGCUAAUUGGUCCAAACUGCCCUGGUAUUAUCAAACCUGGAGAAUGCAAGAUUGGAAUUAUGCCUGGAUACAUUCACAAACCAGGCCGUGUAGGAAUUGUUUCUCGAUCUGGCACAUUGACUUAUGAGGCAGUCUUCCAAACAACUGCUGUUGGUCUAGGUCAAUCUACCUGUGUGGGAAUUGGUGGUGAUCCUUUCAAUGGUACAAAUUUUGUUGACUGCCUGAAGAAGUUUAUUGCAGAUCCUCAGACUGAAGGUAUUGUUCUUAUUGGUGAAAUAGGAGGCACUGCAGAAGAGGAUGCUGCUGCUCUGAUUAAGGAAAGUGGAACGCAAAAGCCUAUUGUUGCAUUUAUAGCUGGUCUUACUGCUCCACCAGGGCGUCGCAUGGGUCAUGCUGGAGCUAUUGUAUCUGGGGGAAAGGGUACUGCCCAAGACAAAAUCAAAACUCUGAAGGAAGCUGGAGUGACAGUGGUGGAAUCUCCAGCAAAGAUAGGUUCUGCCAUGUUUAAUGUGUUCAAAGAGAGGGGUCUUGUGAAUUAGUUUUUCUUUUAGUGUUCAAUUUACUGUCCUCUUUUCUUUUAAUAUUUCGAUUUGAUUAAACUUAAAUUGAGGGAAAAUGUGUUGCCCCAAUUUUCUUAAGACUGCCUAGCCUAAUGGGCAAGCUCCAGAAGGCAGGCUGAAAUUUUCUUGCUCUAAGCUUAGUUAUUGCCAACACAAGCACUGGUACUCUCAAAGUUAGUAUUAGUUUGUAAUAAUGCCCUUCUAUAUGGAAUUUUAUUUUUUUUUAA
This is a messenger RNA of Manihot esculenta (cassava), 1460 nucleotides long. RefSeq names its product succinate--CoA ligase [ADP-forming] subunit alpha, mitochondrial. The record is from RefSeq and is a predicted model, not a curated record. The coding region runs from base 169 to 1212 and encodes 347 amino acids. Gene Ontology annotation, biological process: tricarboxylic acid cycle. The transcript has 7 exons. Gene Ontology annotation, cellular component: mitochondrion; succinate-CoA ligase complex (ADP-forming). Gene Ontology annotation, molecular function: succinate-CoA ligase (GDP-forming) activity; succinate-CoA ligase (ADP-forming) activity. Lineage: Eukaryota; Viridiplantae; Streptophyta; Magnoliopsida; Malpighiales; Euphorbiaceae.